AUGGACGAGUUGGACGUUAUUCCUAUCAGUUUUGCCGAAGUCCAAGUCGCCACCACUCCUUCCUAUGCUCUGGCAGUAGAGAUGGAGAAGGACCUCAAUGAUCAAAUCAGUCUUGAAUACGAGGCGUUCUAUCUCUAUGAGCAGUUGGCAGCCUACUUCGCCAGGAGUGACAAGGCCCUCUUCGGAUUUUCAAAAUACUUCCGCAAAGCGGCUGAUGAGGAACGUCAUCAUGCUCAUGAACUCACCGAGAUCAUUAACAAACGAAUGGGUACAGUUACACUGAAGAAAGUCGAGGUACUGUUGGAUGGAUGGAUGGGUCCAGAAUGCUUGAAUCCUUUCAAUGCUUACGAAUGA
Molecule: messenger RNA, 354 nt
Organism: Echinococcus granulosus
Lineage: Eukaryota; Metazoa; Platyhelminthes; Cestoda; Cyclophyllidea; Taeniidae
Product: Ferritin-1, chloroplastic
Exons: 3
Coding region: 1-354 (117 amino acids)
Biological process (GO): intracellular iron ion homeostasis; iron ion transport
Cellular component (GO): cytoplasm
Molecular function (GO): ferrous iron binding; ferric iron binding
Source: RefSeq, a predicted model, not a curated record